Trematomus bernacchii (emerald rockcod) is the source of this 3435-nucleotide messenger RNA. RefSeq names its product procollagen galactosyltransferase 2-like. The coding region runs from base 308 to 2059 and encodes 583 amino acids. NCBI's taxonomy places the organism in Eukaryota, Metazoa, Chordata, Actinopteri, Perciformes, Nototheniidae. Gene Ontology annotation, molecular function: procollagen galactosyltransferase activity. The transcript is spliced from 10 exons. The record is from RefSeq and is a predicted model, not a curated record.
GCACAGCCUGCCCUACUUCUUAGGAUGUAUAGACAGACUGGACUACCCCAAGGACCGCAUCUUCAUCUGGUAAAAUACUUGUAUUUAUUGCAAUGAUCAUAUGAUUAAAAAAUGUGGUCUUAUUUCUGGUAAAAGUAAGGAAACUUGCACUUUACUUUUGGUAUAGUAGAUAAAUAGUAGAUAGCACUGUGUGUAGUCGAUGUGAUAGAAAAAAAAGAAAAAGGAAAUAGAAAAUACUAAAAAGAUAAGAAAAAAAAUUAAAUAUGGUAAAAGUAAAAUAAGAAAGAAAGAAAGAGGCGGUGCAGUGAUGGUGAUGGUGUUGGUGAUGGGGAUGGUGUUGUGUUGUGAUGUGUCUCUCUCAGGCUGGCCUGCGACCACAGUCUGGACCUCAGCAGGGCUCUGCUGCAGGCCUGGCUCUCAGAGGUGGAGUCUCUCUACCACUCUGUGCUGUGGAGACCAGAGACACCCAGGUGAUCAGCUGGAGCACCAACUACACUCAUCCACCUUCCUGAUACUGUUCCAGAUGAAUUCUCAUUAUUAUUAUUCUACCAGCUCUUACGCAGAUGAGCAGGGGCCCAAACACUGGUCCGAGUCCCGCUUCACCCACGUGAUGAAGCUAAGGCAGGAAGCCCUCAGAGCUGCCAGGAGACUCUGGGCUGACUACAUACUGUUUGUAGACAGUGACAACUUGCUGACAAACAGCCAGGUGUUGUCUGACCUGAUGGCAGAGAAUCUGACAAUUGUGGCCCCCAUGCUGGAAUCAAAAGGCCUUUAUUCCAACUUCUGGUGCGGCAUCACUCCUCAGGGCUACUACAGGAGGACCCCGGAGUACAUUCCCAUCCGUAGGUGGCAGCGGAAGGGCAGCUUUGCAGUUCCCAUGGUGCACUCCACCUUCCUGCUGGACCUGAGGCGCAGAGCCAGCGGAGCGUUGGCCUUUCACCCCCCCCACCCCCACUACCCCUACGAUGUGGAUGACAUCAUGACCUUUGCUUUCUCUUCACGGCAAGCAGGGGUUCAGAUGUAUGUGUGCAACAAGGACCACUAUGGAUAUCUACCAGUUCCCCUCCAACCAGAGCAGACGUUGGAGGAAGAGGAGGAGAGUUUCUCCCACACACUGACGGAGGCUCUCAUUUCCUUCACCAUGGAGCCUUCGUGGCACAUUCACACUUUGCUCAAAGAGCAAGGGAAGAUGGGAUUUGAUGAGAUCUUUCUGAUCAACCUGAAGCGCCGCUCAGACCGGAGAGACAGGAUGUUGACUUCUUUGUCUGUCCUCGGCAUCAACGCUACACUGACAGAGGCCGUGGACGGCAAAGCCUUGAACUCCUCUCAGCUGCAGGCCAUGGGUAUCGACAUGCUGCCCGGGUACAAAGACCCUUACUCAGAGCGUGUGCUGACCAGAGGGGAGAUCGGCUGCUUCCUCAGCCACCACAACAUCUGGAAACAGGUGCAGCAGCAGGAUCUGCAGCAGGUUCUGGUUCUGGAGGACGACGUGAGGUUUGAGCCCAGGUUCCACAGCAGGCUGGUGACGCUCAUGGAAAAUGUCCAGAGAGUGGGACUAGAAUGGGACCUAAUUUAUGUGGGCCGUAAGCGUCUGCAGGUGAAGGAGCCGGAGCGCAGGGUGGAGGGAGUGGGAGACCUGGUGCACCCCGACUACUCCUACUGGACCCUGGGAUACGUCCUGUCACUGAGCGGGGCCCGCAAGCUCCUGCAGGCGAGGCCCCUGAACAAAAUGCUGCCUGUGGAUGAGUUCCUGCCUAUCAUGUUCAACAAGCACCCCAAAGACGAGUACCUGCAGUAUUACGAGCCGAGGGACCUGAGAGCAUUCUCAGUGGAGCCCCUGCUGCUGUUCCCCACACACUACACCGGAGAACCGGGGUACUUCAGCGACACUGAGACCUCCAGCAUCUGGGACGAUGAGGCUGUGAGGACAGACUGGGACAGAGACGGAACCAAACGUGGGCGGGACACUCAGGACGGAGCAUUUCCUCCUGCGGCCCCCCACUCAGCUCGGGGGGCCGCGCCUCCUCUCUCUGCCAGUGGAAACAGAGAUGAACUCUGAGGGGGACUGAGGUCCAACACCCUGGUCAGUAUAUCAUCCUCAGAGGGGGCACCAGGUAGCAACCAGGCGCCUAUUAAGAUAUAUUCCUUCACCUUUUCUGUGCAAUGUGUAACAUUUCUGUAAAACAAAACAGAUUUUCUGUGUUCAUUUGAGAAAACGUAUUGAUAAAUAGAAAUAAUCAAGGUUUGAGUACAAAUAUCCUCUCUUAGACCCACGCUAAUCAUCUAAGCUGAUAUUAAGCUUCAGUGGUACAGAUAUUCCAACAAACUCCUAAUUAAAUGAGCACAAACCAGAUAAGCUGUAAGUUUGGAACCUUUAAAGGGAAUGUGUGCCCACAUGAGGGCCAAAAGGGGGUCCAGGCCUAAUAUAAUGGGGGCACUACCUCUUGGCUGCCCUAGAAUUGAUCUUAGCACUUCGGGAUUUGACUUCAAAUAUGAAGUGCGUUACAAAUGAAACCCAUUAUUAUUAUUAUCUUGAAAAUAUUUCUUGUUUCAAUGGGAUACGUUUGUAUGAUAUUUAAACAAAAAAAACAUUUUUGACUUAUAAUAGGCCUAAUAAUCGUCUAGAUUUGUGAAUUAACUAUAAAUAUGUGGUAAUAAAGACAAAGGUUACAUGAAGAAAAGAAAAUAGUUUAGUUUGCAUUGAUAACAAAAUGUUAUUAUUAUUUAGUUGUAACAUAGAAAGGAUCUUUAUAAACUUGAGAUAUUGUCAUGGUGGUAGGAAUACAGAAAUAUAAUAUAUGAACCUCAAUAAUAAGGCUAGCACUUUAAAAUAAUACAGCCAAUGUUGCCACUUAGACACCCACAGACAAAAACAGACAAGACAGCAGUCAACUUAAGGAUUUUUAUUCUUAAAAAAGCACUGGUAUUUUCAUGUCAAGCAAACAAUGGAACCAUUUAAUAUUAGUUUUGUUCCAUAUCACAAAAUGUGUUAUGAAAAGAAUAAUUAAACCACACAAAUGAUACAUUUUCUUUUUUUUGGAAUAAAUUAAUCAGCAUAACAAAAAAAAAAAAAAAAACAUGCUUGUACUUGCACAGGAAAUAUUGAAGGUCCAAUGCUCAAAAUUGAGGACACCUGAGAAUAUAAAUAUCAAAACAGCUUGUUGCAGCAUUUAUUUAGUUCCACAGUUCCCCCUUAACUAAAGCUUUGAUAAGAGGAUUAUUAAAAAAAUUACAUUUAUGUAAAAAUUAGGCAUCAAUUUAAAAAAACAUCCAUUUCUGUACAAUGUGCAUAUCUGAAUUAGUGUGGUGACGAGGAAUUUGUCGUUCUACGCAAAAAUUCAAUCCAAACGCUCAUCUGUCAUCAAGCCACAUUCAGCGAUAUGAACAUAUAGAUUUGGACCGCGCUCUUUUAAUUAAAUUCUGCAUUGAAGUCAA